UGAUAAAAGUAAAUGGGAAAGUUGUUUCAAAUGACAUGCCCUAUCUGAAUCAUGAAAGUUUAUUUUGGACUAGACUGUCCCUUUAACUUUUAUAUAAUAUAUAUUGAAAUACUAUUGCUAAAUAUAUAUUUGUUUAAUAAACCAUCAGAUAUGUAUAAAUAUUUUUUUUAUUUUUUUUUAUUGAGGUUUCUUCAAAAACAUACAUCAGUGUGAAAAUGAAACAUAUAUCACAUGAAAUAAUGUUGGGUAAACACUAAAUAAAAACAACAAGAUGAUAACAUGGGGAACACAGAAAUGUCUUUUGGAGAUGUGUGCUUAAACUUCCUGGAUUUGGAUCAAGGACGUAAUAACUAAAGAAACCAGAGCGCUCUGCGAUUGUCUUUUUUGAACAAACCAUCAAAGGACUGACAGCGUGGGAAAUCCCAUCUGAUUGGCUGAUACCAUACCACAUGACCACUCCGAACACACGGAGCUAACUAUGUCACACGCCAAGUGAUCGAGGCUGACAAAGAGAGGAGCCUAAAGAAAAGGCCGACCCGGACACCGUCAACGGUGAUUCACGAACCCGGCUAUGACACUUGCUGACUAAUAUAUAACAAGAGAGUCUACCCGGAAGGUUGGUCGCAUCCUCAAGUAAACAACAUGGCCAGAGCACUGAGAGAUAUCAGGUAUUGAUGUAAUUGGAGUGAAUAAGGGAACCUUCUUCCUGAGCACAGACAUUGGAGCCUGUUAUCAGCAUGAACUCAUAUGUGAUAGAAAAACACUUGAAGAGUUCAUAUCCAUCCUUCUCUACAGGAAGCAUCAGAAUGAUACCGCAAACUCUAAAAGUCUUAGACACUAAUGACUAUUCACAAACAUUGGGGAACUCACAGCUGACAUUUAAAGAAGAUGUUGAAUUGGCAGGAACUGGGAAGCAAUCACUAUGUACAGAGAGUAAUUUAGUCAUCAAACAAGAGGACAACAUUUAUGCAUUAUCUAGUGAAAUUAUUAUCCCAGAGGAUAAACCACCCACAUUUACUAAGUUUUCAAAACAUAUUAAAGAAGGGAAAAGUCUUAAGUCUAGCCAAAUGUUUCAUACAAAGGAGAAACCAUUUAAAUGUAGAGAAUGUGAGAAAAGCUUCAUAUGUAAUUUGCAUCUCCCUGAACACCACACAGUUAACACAGUUGUGAAACCUCACACAUUUACAGAUUGUGGGAGAUGUUUCUUAUCUAAAGGAGGCCUUAUGUAUCACAAAAAGACCCACACAGGGGAGAAACCUUUCACAUGUAACGAGUGUGGAAAAUGUUUUACACAAAAGAGUGAUUUGAAAACUCAUGAAAGGAUUCACACAGGAGAAAAACCUUUCACAUGUACAGAGUGUGGAAAAAGUUUUACACGAAUGGAUUGUCUGAAAAUUCAUGAAAGGAUUCACACAGGAGAAAAGCCUUUCAGAUGUUCAGAGUGUGGAAAAGGUUUUACACGAAUGGAUUGUCUGAAAACUCAUGAAAGGAUUCACACAGGAGAAAAGCCUUUCAGAUGUUCAGAGUGUGGAAAAGGUUUUACACGAAUGGAUUGUCUGAAAACUCAUGAAAGGAUUCACACAGGAGAAAAACCGUUCAUGUGCACAGAGUGCGGAAAACGUUUUACAGAAAAGAUUACACUUAAAACUCAUGAAAGGAUUCACACAGGAGAAAAGCCUUUCAGAUGUUCAGAGUGUGGAAAAGGUUUUACACAAAAGAGUGAGCUCAAAACUCAUGAAAGGAUUCACACAGGAGAAAAACCUUUCACAUGUACAGAGUGUGGAAAAAGUUUUACACGAAUGGAUUGUCUGAAAACUCAUGAAUGGAUUCACACAGGAGAAAAACCGUUCAUGUGCACAGAGUGCGGAAAAAGGUUUUCAAAAAAAAUUAAUCUGAAAUAUCAUGAAAGGAUUCACACAGGGGAAAAGCCAUUCAAGUGCACAGAGUGUGGAAAACGUUUUAUAGAAAAGAUUUAUCUUAAAACGCAUGAAAAGAUUCACACAGGAGAAAAGCCUUUCAGAUGUACAGAGUGUGGAAAAGGUUUUACACAAAAGAGUGAGCUCAAAACUCAUGUAAGGAGUCACACAGGAGAAAAGCCUUUCACAUGUACAGAGUGUGGAAAAGGUUUUACACAAAAGGGUCAUCUAAAAACUCAUGAAAGGAGUCACACAGGAGAAAAGCCUUUCACAUGUACAGAGUGUGGAAAAGGUUUUACAGAAAAGAGUUAUCUGAAAAGUCAUGAAAGGAUUCACACAGGAGAAAAGCCGUUCACAUGUACAGAGUGUGGAAAAAGUUUUACAGAAAAGAGUUAUCUGAAAAGUCAUGAAAGGAUUCACACAGGAGAAAAGCCUUUCACAUGUACAGUUUGUGGAAAAAGUUUUACACAUAAGAGUACUCUGAAAACUCAUGAAAGGAUUCACACAAGGGAAAACUCUUUCACAUGUACAGAGUGUGGAAAAGGAUUUACACAAAUGGAUCAUCUAAAAGCUCAUGAAAAGAUUCACAAGGGAAAAAACCUUUCACAUGUUUAGAAAGUCAAAAUAGUGUUUGUAUACAAGACAAAUAUUUCCACACAAAAUAAACUUUAUAUACACACUGUAGAAACUUUUUCAAAAUUAUCCUAAAGAGGAUAAACUUUCUAAAAUCAAGUAAAAAAAAUGGAUCCUAUUGUGAAUAAUGCUUUCCAAUUCCCUAUUACCAAAGCCAAUGUAAUAAUUGACACCUUGGAGAUAUAUUUAAUGUGUUCACAGUGUAGGUAAACCUUUUCUUUAAGAACUAGAUGCUUAGCAUUAUUCAUUUAGAUACCAGAGAGUUUACUGAGGUAAAGCUGAUUUUAUAUAAUGAGAAAUGGACAUAAUACUCAUAUGCUAAAUCACUUGAAACUGAUGCAGUAUACCUGUAACAAGCUGACAGGAAAAUAUCCCCUGAGCAUCUCUAUUUAAAAAAGGAAGAUAUUUUACCUCACAAUUUCCUCAGCUCACCAGUGUAAGUUCUGUGUAAAACGUUAUACUUCAGCUGCUGUGCCCAGCUGCAAGUAAAAAAAAAAAAUGAAGAAAUGAACAGCAGCCAAUCCGCAUCAACAGUGCUGAGGUCAUGAACUCUUUUACUGUGAUCUCAUGAGAUUUCACUUAACUCUCAUGAGAUUAUAUAGUAAACUUCCUUUAAAACUGAAUAGGGAAAUAACAUGUGUGCACAAAACCUCACUUCCUAAGCUGUCCCGGGACAGGCAUACUGAUUUGCUGCUUAAAAGUCCUUGACCUUCUAAGUCGCCCUUCCACCUUACUUAUACUAUUUUACAAACACACAAAUAAUAAAUAAGCUGAGACAUAACUUUGGUAUAAAAAUUGGCUGCAGCCCUUUUAUUAAAUAUAAAACUUUAAAUCACUUAUAAAUAACACUUAUAUAAAUAACCAUCACUAUAUUGUGUUUAAUAACUUUGUCACCAUCAAAUUUCAUUAGAUCAAUAACUGUACCAUCAAGUGGUGCUAGUUCCCUUACUGGUAACAUAGCCGUCAUUCCACUGGACCCAACUAAUUAAUUGCUGAGCCCGUCAAAAUUGUAUUUCCGGGGGGCGGAGCUAGCCACAGCACAGCAUGGACGUGCUUUCACUGAGCUCCUGAGUGCUUACAAAAUUAAAUACUUUUAUAGAGGUAUUUUAAACUCCAAACCUACGAAAAGUAGGUAUAAAACACAGACUCUUAACCUUGCCUACAAUUCUGCCAAAUCCUUAAGGUCUGAGAGGAUAAUCUUAGACCAGCAGGAAACUACCGCUACAUCGAGACCUGAGUGGCGGACUGCGGUGCAGCACCGGACGAGCUCCUAAAUUAUCACAGCCCUACAUUGAGAUCUGCUGCCGGUAUUGUCUCCGGAGGGUUGGGGCUCCGCUCCGGAGAUCUAUAUAGCAGGACCACCAGAGGACUCCAUUUACCGGCUUUCACCACACAGCUCCGGGGGGCCGGGGAUCCGCCCCGGAGCAUAUACUUACGAACUUGACUGGAUACCUGGUGGUGGCCGAGAAACUAAAACUAUUGCCUGCUGCAGCCUCAAGCUGCCUCUCUCUUAUACGGGUGACCCAGACCCUCACCACUAACAUCACCUUUUCCAGCCCGCUGAGAGGUGCCCGCUGUGACAAAAGGCACGAAUAGGCGCCAUCUUGGACUUCCUUACCCGAUCUCUGUCCGGGCCUCAGCGCAGACCCACGCUUUGGUUUGCUCCCGUUACAUGGCUCUGGCCCUUAGAGAACUGCAGGAUUGAACAACCGGACCUAUAGUGUAACGGAACCAUCUUACCUGAAUUAGCGGUGACCCGGAAGGCCGGGGCAUCGCUCCGGGACUACCACCAACUGCUGAACCUUGCCCUCCGGGGAGUGCAAGAGGCUUACUUAAUUUGAGGGGUGCUGCCUCGUGAGCCGUAACUACUCCUUCACUUACUACCCUUCAAUCGGCUGGUCUCUGCGGAGAACACAGGAAUCAGACCGCCCCGCUACAAACUUCUCAACACCUGUGGCGUGCUCUCUUAGAACCUGAAACACCAGGCCUGGUCGCGGGCCUACCUUGAAAGUGAGAAUUGUCUGGAGCAGAUAGCUGGAUACUGUAAGUAAAAAUAUCACACAAAUUGCCUAUACCCAUCGGGCUUUGAAUAGCAUCAUUUAUAUCAGACUGUACAGCUAUUUAAUUUGAAGGGGACUUUUGGAAGGGCCAGCUCACUUAUAGAAGGCUAUUAUUAACUGGGCCUAGCCCACCGCCUAACCAGCCAAGACACUGUUACAAGACAGCCCGACUCUAAAACUGGUAAAACAGGAAACAAGUGUCAGGAAAGCCAGCAUAAUCUCCACAGGCCUUAUCUACACCUGGCCUCCCACCUACCUGGCUGAGAAGACGCGUGUACACAGUAUUCAUAGCAGACACGUAUGAAUUGCCAGUAAUCUGCUCCUAGACACCAACCAACAGCACAAAUCCCUGUGCUUGCUCUGUACUGUUGCUUUUUAUCCAGAAACGCUGGCCCAGUUCUGUCCCCCAACUAGAGGACUGUUUUCAUUUCACUGUGCUGCAACAGAUUCAGAGGAACUAUCUGAUUCAGAACUCUGCUGAUAUUCAUUUACUGGAACCCACAGCACUAUACUACUAUCAAAGCUAUAAAACUCAGCAUCUGCCCAAUCAUUGGAGACUACAGUUGUAACCUAGAU
Bombina bombina (fire-bellied toad) is the source of this 5185-nucleotide messenger RNA. Its product is annotated as gastrula zinc finger protein XlCGF26.1-like. Gene Ontology annotation, molecular function: DNA-binding transcription factor activity, RNA polymerase II-specific; RNA polymerase II cis-regulatory region sequence-specific DNA binding. The transcript has 4 exons. Bases 738 to 2531 code for a protein of 597 amino acids. The record is from RefSeq and is a predicted model, not a curated record. Gene Ontology annotation, biological process: regulation of DNA-templated transcription. Lineage: Eukaryota; Metazoa; Chordata; Amphibia; Anura; Bombinatoridae.